UUUUGGACAUCACUGCAAGUUUAACCUGUAAGAAUGACAGACGCAGAAGCAGAGGCGAGCCUUCCAACCAUUGAAAGAAAACCGGGUCUGCAGAUAUGGACUAUAGAGAAAAUGAAGAUGGUACCUGUCCCUGAAAAGGCCUAUGGGAGUUUUUUUGAAGGGGACUGUUACAUCAUCAUACACAACACAAAGACGCGGUCAGGAUUUGCCACUGAUCUACACUUCUGGAUUGGGCGCGAAUCGUCCCAAGACGAGCAAGGGGCAGCCGCUUUCUACGUGACUCAGCUGGACGAUGCGUUGGGCGGGAACCCGGUGCAGCACCGGGAGGCGCAAGGAUAUGAGUCGGCGGCCUUUAAAAGCUAUUUCAAGAAAGGCAUCAUGUGAAGAAAGGGAGGA
Molecule: messenger RNA, 396 nt
Organism: Sphaerodactylus townsendi
Lineage: Eukaryota; Metazoa; Chordata; Lepidosauria; Squamata; Sphaerodactylidae
Product: villin-1-like
Exons: 6
Coding region: 34-384 (116 amino acids)
Biological process (GO): actin polymerization or depolymerization; actin filament severing; barbed-end actin filament capping
Cellular component (GO): actin cytoskeleton; cytoplasm
Molecular function (GO): actin filament binding; phosphatidylinositol-4,5-bisphosphate binding
Source: RefSeq, a predicted model, not a curated record